Molecule: messenger RNA, 6086 nt
Organism: Myxocyprinus asiaticus (Chinese sucker)
Lineage: Eukaryota; Metazoa; Chordata; Actinopteri; Cypriniformes; Catostomidae
Product: potassium voltage-gated channel subfamily H member 7-like
Exons: 15
Coding region: 214-3714 (1166 amino acids)
Biological process (GO): membrane repolarization during action potential; potassium ion transmembrane transport
Cellular component (GO): membrane
Molecular function (GO): inward rectifier potassium channel activity
Source: RefSeq, a predicted model, not a curated record
CGGUUUCGAGGAGUUCAGCCAAGGUUUCUCACGCGAGUGACUACAGCCACCGUAUUUGAGUUAACAAAAGGUCACUGAAAGUGGAGAAUUCGGGCUUUAUAAAGGACAAAGAGGCUGUUGUUCAGAUGCAGUGCUAACUUUGAGGGGUUCAAGCAGCGAAAGCGUAUUUUUUUUUUUUUUUUUUUUCUCGAACAGCUGAAGAUUGUUUUGAUCAUGCCUGUGCGGAGAGGUCAUGUCGCUCCUCAAAAUACCUUUCUUGGAAUAAUAAUUCGGAAAUUCGAGGGACAAAACAGGAAGUUUAUUAUAGCUAAUGCCCGGGUGCAGAACUGUGCAAUUAUUUACUGUAACGAUGGAUUCUGCGAGAUGACGGGAUUCUCGAGAGCUGACGUCAUGCAGAAACCUUGUACAUGCGACUUCCUGCAUGGCGAGCAAACCGCGAGACAUGCGAUCGCCCAGGUGGCCCAGGCUCUCCUGGGGUCAGAAGAACGGAAAGUGAUGAUCACGUACCACCGCAAGGAUGGGUCCGACUUCCUGUGUAACACUCACAUCAUCCCGGUGAAGAAUGAAGAAGGAGUUGUGAUGAUGUUCAUCUUGAACUUCGAUUACGUUCUGGACGAGGAGAGCAACGACUCUCUAGAGAGACUGAACGUUACCCCGCCUGCCAAACCUAAAAUCAGGAAAGGAAGAUUCUUGAGUUUCCAUCUGCGAGCCUUGAAGCUCUUGAGCGCCAGCAAGCAGUCUCUCCCGCAGGAUGAUCCAGACACGGUCAUGGUUGACUCUCACAGGGCCAGCUAUGACUCUACAGCUGUGACGCCCACCAAGGGCAGUUGCAGUCCAGCAGAGGCCAAUGACACACGGGCACUCAUCAGCUCCAGUCAUCCCUCAUCCCCGGUCACUGUGAUGGUACCCUUGGAUCACUCAUCACCCAAACACACCUGGGACCGUCCCAGUCCUUCUCAAGCCCAGUCCACCACCUGCCUCACUCAGGCCAUCUCCAGAGACAUUGUGUGCAGCCGAAGACGAGCCUCUUCGGUCCAUGACAUCGAAGGGCUUAAUGCGAACUCCAAACGUCUGUUUAUGGACAGGCACACAAGUGAAGGACCAUUCAACCAUCUGAAGUCCAGUCUGCUGGGAUCAACGUCAGACUCCAAUCUAAACAAAUACAGCACCAUCAACAAGAUACCUCUCAUCGCACUCAACUUCUCUGAAGCCAACGAUAAGAAAGCACCUUCCCCCCCAUCCUCAGACAAAACCAUCAUUGCACCAAAGGUCAAAGACAGGACACAUAAUGUCACAGAAAAAGUCACGCAGGUGCUGUCGCUGGGUGCAGAUGUUUUACCAGAGUACAAGCUCCAAACACCACGUAUGGAUAAGUUCACUAUUCUGCACUACAGCCCUUUUAAAGCAGUCUGGGACUGGCUUAUUCUGCUGCUGGUCAUCUAUACGGCCAUUUUAACCCCUUAUUCUGCUGCCUUUCUGCUCAAUGACAGUGAGGAACAGAAACGACGCAAGUGUGGAUACUCUUGCAGCCCUCUUAACGUUGUGGACUUAAUAGUGGACAUCAUGUUCAUCAUUGACAUCCUCAUAAACUUUCGCACAACGUAUGUGAACUUGAACGAGGAGGUGGUGAGCCAUCCAGGGAAGAUCGCCAUACAUUAUUUCAAAGGCUGGUUCCUUAUAGACAUGGUGGCAGCAAUACCCUUUGACCUGCUCAUAUUUGGAUCGGGAUCAGAUGAAACGACCACUCUAAUUGGCCUCUUGAAGACAGCGCGACUUCUGCGAUUGGUUCGUGUUGCCAGAAAGCUGGACCGAUACUCAGAAUAUGGCGCUGCAGUUCUGAUGCUCCUGAUGUGUAUAUUUGCUCUAAUUGCACAUUGGCUCGCCUGCAUCUGGUACGCCAUUGGAAAUGUUGAGAAACAGUUCCUGGAACAUAAGAUUGGCUGGCUCGAUAAUCUCGGGGUAUCCAUUGGAAAGAGAUACAACUACAGUGACCCAAAUUCUGGUCCGUCCAUAAAGGAUAAAUAUGUGACUGCACUGUACUUCACCUUCAGCUCUCUGACCAGUGUGGGGUUUGGGAACGUCUCCCCGAACACCAACUCAGAAAAGAUCUUCUCCAUCUGUGUCAUGCUUAUUGGAUCUCUGAUGUACGCCAGCAUUUUCGGCAAUGUUUCUGCCAUCAUACAGCGGCUGUAUUCUGGUACGGCACGCUACCACAUGCAGAUGCUCCGCGUCAAAGAGUUCAUCCGUUUCCAUCAGAUCCCGAAUCCACUCCGACAAAGACUGGAGGAGUAUUUCCAACACUCAUGGACCUACACCAAUGGAAUCGACAUGAACACGGUCUUAAAAGGGUUUCCCGAGUGUUUGCAGGCAGAUAUUUGUCUCCACCUGAACAGCAGUCUGCUUCAGGGAUGCAAGGCCUUCAGAGGUGCUACUAAAGGCUGUCUGCGUGCUCUCGCUAUGCGCUUCAAAACCACUCAUGUGCCCCCUGGAGACACACUUGUGCACUGCGGGGAUGUGCUCACCGCACUCUACUUCUUGUCACGGGGCUCCAUCGAAAUACUGAAGGAAGAUAUUGUGGUUGCCAUUCUGGGUAAGAAUGACAUCUUUGGCGAGAUGAUCCACUUGUACGCCAAGCCUGGUAAAUCUAACGCAGAUGUGCGAGCGCUGAGCUACUGUGACCUGCACACGAUCCAGAGGGAGGAACUUCUAGAAGUUCUGGAUAUGUAUCCGGAGUUCGCAGAUUAUUUCCUCACCAAUCUGGAGCUGACCUUUAACCUCCGGGAUGAAAACGCAAAGAACACAUAUUCACAAGCCAGUGAUUCAGAUGGAGAAGAUACAAAGAGCAGACAGAAGAUUUCCUUUAAGCGUAAACCAUCCAAAGGGGGAAGCCUCAAGGAAACGGACAGCGAGUCCUGGAAAGAGCGCAGAGAAUCACGGCUGAGCUCCAAGAGAAGCUCUAAGGGCCAGUGCACCACCAGGGAGGAACAGCAGAGGCUUUUGGGAGCAGGGACAAUAGAGUAUCCGUCAGUACAGAGUUACACAGCUACACCAGCUUGCAGUCCUCCCGCUGACGACAUGGAGAGAAAGCCGUAUGAUAAUGAUAUCCAGACAGACAUAUGUUUAGUUGUCAGAACCAAACAGGAAAUGGACAUGGCUACGCAGGAACAGGUCGGGGCAGAAGAAGAGGAUCUGGACUGUGACAUCACAUAUGGAGAGGUGGAGCACAGACUAGACCAACUGCAGGAACACCUGAGCAGGUUAGAGUCUCAGAUGACAUCAGACAUUCGGAGUAUUCUUCAGCUGCUGCAAAGACAGUCAUGUUUAGGACCUCCAGCAUACAGCACCCUCACAACCGCUCCAGAAUUUAAGAGACCGGCCAUCAGAAUUCAGCCUAUAGCUUCUGUUCCCACCAGCCAAUCACACUGCAGGACCACACAGGAUACUGAAUUUUUGGAAAUGACAAACAUCCAUUCCAAAUUCAGAGACUCUCCGUCAGGUCUGGCCCUCGUGAACUCUAAACAGAGCCUUGCGACUCUAUCCAGACAGGAAUCAGGACCCACUGACAGUCUCACAAACAGCCGGACUCAUUCCAAAUCCCAGCUUCCAAUUCAGCACACUUCCCCUCCAGACACGCCGCUCAAGAGUGUCACAUCAGAAACUGUAGACCUCAACAGACCUCUGUCAGAUCCUGGACUCCUAAAGGAAAAGCACUGACUCUACAGUUUAUAUCAGAACGGGAAAGUCGAGGAGAAAGCACCAAAACGAAACGGGCAUUGGCCAAAGCUUUGAUUAAUGCUAAUGCAGCUUAAGAUUCUCCACUGGCUUCCUCUGUGAUGUCACUUCCUUCUCCUACAAUAAGAGAAAGAUCUGAUUAGCCUAUCUGGAAUAUUGUAGAUGGCUUGAACCACACACUUCCAUUUUUAGGAAGUUCAUCACUGAGAGACAGAGGCCUAUGAGGCUGUCUUCUCCACACACUUCCUCUGUGUGUUCUGCCCACCUUUACAAUGAUUUAAGACUCAGGGUAUUGUUUGGGAUUAAUCACACACACACACACACACACACACACACACACACACACACUUACUAGUUAAAUAUCUUCCCUGUUACAUCAUUAUGUUUCAAAAUUAUAAUAAUGCUAUUUUAAACUUCCAAUUGCAGAAAACUUUGCCAUCACAUUCUGUGGACUCAAAGUCUGAAACCACAAGCGAAAAUGUUUAUAUUUAGCGUUUUAGUAAAUUGUCUCCCCAUUUUGCUUUAAUAGCAUACACUCGAGCUGGCGUGCAAAAAAAAAAAAAAAAACCUGAUGAUCAUGAUAUCCAGCAUGAUUUGAGAAUUUUCCAGAGAGCAUCUUGUGUGAUUUAAUGGAAGCAGGGAAAUCUGACUGUCUGUAGAAAAAGUGUCAUAGCUUUUCUUGAUUUUAAAAUCCUAAAACUUUAUUUUCAGGUUUCUCUUUCUGAGACUUUGGUCUCAGACUUUUAGACCCCACUGUACAUAUCAAAAGACUGAUAUGUUUGCAAAUGGCAUGUUUACUAUUCAAAGUCAAAUUUUCUGCAAGAGGAAACAACUAACUGCCAUGUACAUACAUUAAAUCCCCCUGUUUAAGUCCUCAUCAUGGUAAAGAGAUUUUAAAACUGUAGUUGCAUGUUUACUGCAACAUAUUGGAAAGCAGGUGUAGUGUUGGCAUGCUCCAGAAUGAAUCACUGAAAAUGCACUCUUCUAUGACUGACUUUGUUUAUUUGCAGUCAUGCUAGCUUGAAUCAAACUCUGCAUGGCAUAAAACUUACAUUUCUCAAAUUCUUUGCAAGCAUUGGUGUAUAUUUAGGUUUUUGAGCCAAUUCAAUUCUGGUUAGGUUCAACAUGAUCUCAGAGGAAAUCGAAAAGUUGGCUUCAAAAGUUCACGUACGCUGAAAUCAACCCCAUUCUGCCCAAGAUUUGUGAUACACCACUGUUUGCAAGGUGCAUUUUAGUAUGUAGCUAUAUAGAUAUGCAUAUUUAUACAUAGAAUACUACGUUUAUCCAACUGUUUUUAGCUAUGAUACAAGUCACUGGGAAAAAAUGAAAUAAUAAAAUGUCAUUUAAGGUAUUGAGACAAAAAAAUAAAAAAUAAAUAAAUAAAUAAUUUCUAAAUAUUUAGACUAGAGAAGCUUCUGUCUCAAACCAUGCUAGUAAUAAUAACACACUGGAUUUACACACUCAUAAAAACACAACUCUAAAGGUUUGACUUGCAGAUUUAUGUUGCAACGACUGUAGAAUUCAAUGUCUGUCUAAUAUUAUAAAAACUUUGUUAUAAAACCUUAAAAUAGUUUAAUAAUAAUAACAUUUGAUAGGUUUUAACAUUUCUAAUGGGAUAUUUUUGUAACUGCUUAACUUCUCUGUAACUUUAGUAUAUAAUUUUAAAUAUGUAUUUAUUUAUUUAUUUAUUCCACUAAAAUGGGAGAUUUGUAUGUGCAAUAAACACAAAUUAAAUUAACCUUUCAAUUUUAAUGAAUAUUUUGCUGCUUGCAUUGAAACAGACAAAUACAGUCUUGAUUUGAGACCUUUUAUUUCGUUUUAUUUUAUAUGUCACUGUAAAAUGCAAUAUUUUGGAUUACAAGAAAUUAUUUAUCAUGCAGAUUUUUUUUCUUUUAAUUUCUGCAUAAAGGGAUAGUAUCUGCACUUUAUUUUAAAACAAAAGAUUCCAAACCUGUAACCUUGUGUGCGCAUGAGUGUAUGUUUGUUUUUGUUUUUUGUUUUUUUGUUUUUUUAUUUAUUGAUUUAAUUGUGUGUAUGUGUGUGUGUGUGUGUGUCUUCAUAAUUAUCACAUACUGGAAAAUAUCAGAGGUGGCUUUUCUAUUAGGAUAUAUAUUGAAAACUGUUAACACAGCAAAUGUUUGCACGUAACCUCCAAACAGAUAGAACAUGUUCACUUUUUUAUCCCAGCAGUUGGAUUUACACUUGGAGUUAUAUAGUUUGCACUGUAUAGUUUCUACACCACAAUACUCUACAGGUGUUUUGAAUGUGUCUGCUACUUAAAGAUUUAUAUAAAUCUGAUGCAAUUGCUUUAGGCAGUUACUUUGACAAAUUGUAUAAAUAAGUAUAUAAAUAAA